CGAUGCGUCGGGCGGUCGUGUCUCGCAUUACGCCCGUAAUCGUUCCCAACUUGGAAAUUGUUUUACGAAAAUAUGUAAAGUUUCCAAACAUAAAAUUGUGCAGAACUGCCGCGUUUUACCCGACGCGUAGUGUUUAAUUGACUAGGACCGACCUAAAUAAGUAGUUUUAAACUUUUAAGUUAUUGUAACUUAAUAGGCUUACUCGUUUUACCUGCAUGCUUCGUCCCACGAGUCGUGCGAAGCGGUUACCUUUAUCGGAUAAAACGAACAUUUUUCAAAUGGAUGUGCGUUCUUAUUAUGUGAUAGUGUGCGUGAUUUGUGUGAAUACAAGACUCCGUGUGUGCUCGUUUGCUUGUGACAAGUUUUUACUCUAGUGACGUGCUCAAAAUCGUAAUUCUUCGAGUUGAAUUGAGAAAAUGGUGCGAGGGGGAGAGCGGGGCCUGUUCGCCGCAAUCUUGGUUGCCGUGGCGUCCGCGCAGUAUACGAAAGUUCGAGAUCACACAUCACAUCACGUCACGAGGUUAAGGCAUUCGAGACAUCUCGAUGGGUACCUGCCAUUACAUUCAUCUUUCACGCCAGCGACGUCACUGAAGCUCGCCGUGAAGGACAACCACAAGCCACUGUUCACGGAAUGCCUGAAUUACAAGCCGACAUUGAAAGAAGAACAGCCCAUCGGAACUUAUGUGUUCACGGUACACGCAGAAGAUCGAGAUCCACCGGAAAUGGGUGGCACAGUCACGUACAAAUUUGUCUCAACUCCUGGUGAGAAAGAGAGGUUCCACGUAGAUCCUGAAACAGGAAGAAUAACUACAGCCGAUAUUUUUGACCACGAUGAGCCAUCUCGUGAAAAAGAAGCGUAUAUCACAGUUCGAGCGAGUGACAACGGCCAACCUCAGUUAGAUGAUGCUUGCACUAUCAAAAUACUCAUAGAAGACAUCAAUGACAACCAGCCGGUCUUCGACAAAGUUUCAUAUUCGGAGUCAGUCCCACAAGAUUUGCCAAGCGGACGUGAGGUGAUGAGGAUAUCAGCCACAGACAUAGACGAUGGGAACAACUCCAUCGUGAGCUACAGCCUUGAUUCCAAUUCUCCAGAUCAGGCGUACUUUUAUAUCGAUCCAGACAACGGGGUCAUAUUUUUAAACAAAACGAUUGAUAAAGUCCCAGGCUACAAAUUCAAGUUGAGCGCGAUAGUAAAUGACAAGGGUGAUCCGCCGCAACAAAGUUCGAUUACUUUAGACAUCCAAGUCGUCGAGUCUAACAAGAAAAGCCCGUCUUUUAUAGAAGUACCCGAUCAACCGAUAAGAUUAAAAGAAAAUUACGCAGACUUCACUUCUCCCAUAGCUACCAUAAGGGCGAUAUCCAACAUACCAGAGGAGAAGAAAUUACAAUUUGAGCUAGUUAUGGGCCAGACUGAACAAACAAAUAAAUGGCACACGUUCGUUUUAGAACCUGAAGCCGAUUCAGCCUAUAUCAAACUUGGUAACCAUUUGGACUAUGAAAAAAUUACAGACUACACCUUAACUGUUAGGAUACAGAACAACUACAAAUUAGCAGCUGAAACCAUAAUCCAAAUAGAAGUUGAAGAUGUCAAUGACAACAUUCCAAUCUUUAGUGAAAUUAGAUCCGGUAGUGUUUUAGAAAAUGAACCACCAGGAACGCCCGUGAUGCAAGUCAGAGCAUUUGACGCUGAUGGUACAUCAGCUAACAACCAAAUAACAUACGAACUAGGAGACCCUUCCGAUCCUUUCGCUAUAGAUAGCAUAACAGGGAACAUAACAACACUUAAAAUGUUUGAUAGAGAAGAGAGGAGUUUUUAUAACAUAAAGAUUAUCGCAACAGAUAAUUCUGAAUCGGCUCUUAUUCCGGGAAAACAUAACGCAGGCCAGCAAGUGUUCCUUAUAGAAAUCGCUGAUAAAAAUGAUAAUCCACCUCAUUUUACGCAAGAUACGUAUGUAGCUGAAUCUAUUGCUGAGAAUGCGAACAUCAACGAGCUCGUUACACAAGUGACUGCUUUAGAUAUUGAUACAGCAUCCGUGGUGACAUACAGCAUCGUAGCCGGCAAUACCUACGACGCAUUCGUAAUCAGAAACUUCACGGGUGAAAUCCGAGUCAACAACGAGUUAGACUACGAAAACAUCACUAGCUACAGCUUAGACGUCCGAGCUUUCGAUGGACUUUACGAAGACUAUGCCAAAGUUCUCAUCAAGAUUGAAAACUUGAACGACAACCCACCUGUCUUCUUGGCUAACUAUACUAAGACGAUUGAAGAGGAGAAGUUGUAUGAAGGGUGCAUUGUUAAGGUGGAAGCCUACGACCCAGAUCUUGACAGAAACGAGCCUCAGAACAUAGUAUACUCGCUAGUCAAGCAUGAACAGAAGGAAUUCCUGCAAAUUGACAACGACGGUUGUCUCCGCCUCACUAAGCCUUUAGACAGAGAUCAGCCGAGCGGUUUCACUAGAUGGCAGAUUCUGAUCAUGGCUGCUGACCACGGGGGCAGGCUGGGGUCUGACAGCUUGAGGUCCACAACUGAAGUCAUAUUGGAGCUCACGGACAUCAAUGAUAACGCGCCUUUUUUGACCAAUACGCAGCCAGUAAUAUGGUACGAGAACGAACCACCGGGCCAGGUUGUGAUUCUCACGGCUAAAGACUACGACUCCGCUGAAAACGGCCCGCCCUUUACCUUCGCACUCAACGAGUCCGUGAGCUUCGAUAUCCGAUCCAAGUUCCACAUACAAGGCAACAUUUUAUCUACUCUCGUCUCAUUCGAUCGGGAGCAACGCAAGGAAUACAAGAUUCCCGUGGCCAUCACUGACUCAGGCACUCCUCGGUUGACAGGCGUCUCCAUCCUUCACGUGGUCAUUGGUGACAGGAACGACAAUCCUAUGGGACCUGGCCACAGCGACAUAUUUGUCUACAACUACAAGGGUGAAGCACCAGAUACAGAGAUCGGACGUGUGUUCGUCAACGACCCAGAUGAUUGGGACCUUCCGGACAAGCGGUUUAUGUGGCUGCCGUCUUACGAACAAAGGAGUCCGUACUUCGAUGUUCAUAGCAACACCGGGAUGAUCACUAUGAAGGAAGGCACUCCUAACGGAACUUACAUACUUAGGUUUAACGUGACUGAAGAGAAUGAGCCACUCGUGCCGUUCCACUGGGUCGAGGCGACGGUGAACGUGACGAUAAAGGAGAUUCCCGAAGAGGCCGUAGACAAGUCUGGAUCGAUCCGUUUCGUCAACGUCUCCGCGGAAGAGUUUAUUAUCCCCGAGGCUGAUGGUACGAGUAAAAAGGAGAAACUACAUCGGCAACUGGCAGAGCUGUAUAACAAGUCUAUGGACAACGUAGAUGUUUUUACGGUCUUUAGCAAGUUGACUGUGAAGGACGCAUUUCUGGACGUUCGGUUCUCCGCCCACGGGUCUCCGUACUUCGAAGCUGAGAAAUUGGAUAGUAUGGUCAUCGGGAUACAAGAAAAGUUGGAAGAAGUCCUCCAAGCCAAGAUAUACAUGGUCAAGAUCGACGAGUGUCUCAUAGAAAAGGAGCAGUGUGAGGACUCCUGUCGGAACGUCCUGAUGAAGAAUAACGUCCCACUAUCAGUUUAUACGAACACCACCAGCUUUGUGGGCGUCUCCGCCAGAGUCGAGUCUGAAUGUACCUGCGAUGUUGAGGAGCCUCUUAUUUGUUUGAAUGGAGGAACCCCAUUCGCGGACAAAUGCGAAUGCCCAGAAGGCUGGAACGGCCCCCAUUGCGAACAGACCAGUAUAGGCUUCCACGGCGACGGGUGGGCGAUGUACCCCUCACCACCGGCGUGCCAUGAAGGCCAUAUCACCCUCACUGUGACGUCACAUACCAGCAACAGUCUCAUCUUCUACCUCGGCCCGCUGAAGUACAACCCGCUGUUGGAUGUCCAAGAUUUCAUGUCUCUGGAAUUGGUCAACGGUUACCCUAAUCUACUCGUCAACUACGGGUCAGGAACAACGCGUCUAAACAACAGCGUUAUAGAGGUAGCUGAUGGAAAACCGCAUCUCAUAGAGAUCGUCCUCAUGAGAAGCUCCAUAGAGAUGUUCGUGGAUAGAUGCAAGUUGUCCACUUGUAUGAGCCUCGCAGCGCCGACUGGACCGAGAGAAAUACUUAAUGUGAACGGUCCACUACAACUGGGUGGAGCGAGCAUAGAUCUUCAAAACCUAGCGCGGUCGUUCGGAUGGAAGCAUGUGCCUACAAAUAUCAACUUUAUGGGCUGCAUCAGCAAUUUCACGUACAACGAUUUUAUGUACAAUUUGGGCAGACCGUCCGUCGAUCACAACGCAGACCCUGGCUGUCAGAAGAGCGUGUUCACAGCGGUUACUUUUGGUAUCGACACUAAUUUCCUGGUUGCUAUACUCGUAUGCAUCGCCAUUUUAAUAAUCCUUCUACUAGCAGUCGUGGUACAUCGGAAAAGAGCAGACGCGUGGGCAGAAAAAGAACUUGACGAUAUCAGAGAAAACAUCAUAGCAUAUGAAGACGAAGGUGGCGGUGAAGGAGACGCGGGAUACGACUUACACGUGCUGAGGCAAAUGUAUGACGGACCUCCUCCGGACACGGAUCCUGCGUUUAUGCACGCACCAGGUGUAGUAGGAGCAGCGCCGGACAUAUCCGGCUUCUUAGACGACAAGAAGUCCGUCCUCGACCGGGACCCGGACAUCAAUCCGUACGACGACGUGCGGCACUACGCGUACGAGGGCGACGGGAACACUAGCGGCUCGCUAUCGUCGCUAGCUAGUUGUACUGAUGAUGAAGAUCUGAAAUUCAACUACCUGUCCACAUUCGGCCCUCGCUUCCGCAAACUGGCCGACAUGUACGGAGACUCCGAUGAGGACAGACCGCCACACGAAGAGUCCUGGUGCUAGCGCCACGCCUGGCUCGUGUAGCCACCCAACCCACAACCCUAUGCCCCUUCAAUAAGGGCGAAUUUAUCCUGACAGCUUGGAGUGCCCAAGUAAGACCAAGCUUCGAGAUGCCUUAUUAAAGCAGCGUGUUUUAUUUUGUGAAUGCUAAUGAAUAAUUUAAGUGUUGUGACGCCGCGAACCCACCGGACUUAGGAACUGAAGCCUGUGAUAAUCGCGCGGUGUUUUUUUUGACGUUUCGCGCUUUUUAUAACGUUUCUGUGGAGGUUAUGGACCGAUUAACUUUUGAGUUGCAAAAUCGAAAUAUUAUCUUUUGAUAUUUAAACAUACUUACUUAUUUUGUACCGUAAUUCAGUUUUUAUUGACCCCAGUUUUCAUGCAAAGUUUAGCUAUGUAUUUAUUUACGGUUAAAUAAACUUUUCCAAGUUUAAAUUUAUCUUUGUUCAUACUAAAACAGAACUAUCAGAGCCUUGAUAGAGUGCUAGUGUACUAACAUUGCCUAACAGUAGCAUUACUUAUUGCAUAAAUUAAGUUUUUUUUAGCAAAGAGAAAUAACACAAACAAAAUAAUUAUUUUAUGUUACUUUAAAUGUAAAUUACCGUUUAUCUAAGACACCAUCCAGAAUCAGCGUAUUGCUCAGUUAAUCCUCUGCAUAAAUUUAAAAAGAAAAUGCGGUGGUCAAAUAUUAUAUUUCGAUUUAGCAACUUAAAACCUUUCGGUCUCUAUUGUCAUUUUAUUCCCAAAACUUAGCGAAUGUGAAUUGAGGAGAGUUGUUUUAGGUAUUAUGAAAAAAAUGUCCUUAAAGUAUGUGUGUUUAUCAAAAAGUAUCUUGUACAUGGUAUGUAAAUUACAUAUUGGAAAAGAGAAAUUCAAACAUUAAUGUUUUAAGAAAUGACUGAUUUGUAACAUUGUUUAGGCAUCGUUGUAGAUACGCCUAAAUUAUUUCUUGUAUGUAAUUUUUAUAUAUAUUAUAAACUAAGGAGCAAACUUCGUAUGACUCGUGUAACUUAAGCUUAGGACAUACUUAAUGUACCUUCUAAUAACUUUUGGAUUAUUAUUGUUUUGGAUGACAUAUUAUAAUGUAAAUAAUGGGUAUAUACGCCAACAUAUACUCAGGUUAGUGCGCGAAGCGAUUGACAUUCGCAAACACCAGAAUUUCAAUCGUGAUGCUUUAAGCUAACAAAUAUGUCCACAGUGGUAUAAUCAUGAAAACCAGAACAACAUCGUACGAGAUCCAAAGUUAAUAGUGAUGAUGUGAGUGUAUUUUACCUGACGACUCGUAAAGUUCCAGUGAAAUUACCAAGAAAGUGGGUAGUUCGAUACUGCCCAGGACAGUUCGAACUUCAUCUCUCGCAGCACUGCAGUCCCGUCUUAACCACGACUCGAUGCAAUUGAGUCGAAAUAUCGAUAAUU
Messenger RNA from Maniola jurtina (meadow brown), 6290 nucleotides. RefSeq names its product DE-cadherin (gene shg). Lineage: Eukaryota; Metazoa; Arthropoda; Insecta; Lepidoptera; Nymphalidae. Gene Ontology annotation, cellular component: adherens junction; plasma membrane; catenin complex. Gene Ontology annotation, biological process: cell morphogenesis; homophilic cell-cell adhesion; cell-cell junction assembly. The transcript has 24 exons. Gene Ontology annotation, molecular function: cadherin binding; calcium ion binding. The record is from RefSeq and is a predicted model, not a curated record. The coding region runs from base 417 to 4880 and encodes 1487 amino acids.